This is a messenger RNA of Vigna unguiculata (cowpea), 761 nucleotides long. RefSeq lists its product as uncharacterized. Gene Ontology annotation, cellular component: chloroplast. The record is from RefSeq and is a predicted model, not a curated record. Lineage: Eukaryota; Viridiplantae; Streptophyta; Magnoliopsida; Fabales; Fabaceae.
AAUAAAGAAGUGGCUGCAUGGAAGCCAGGUCAUUGAUGAGUCGGUGAGAUAAGGGUAGGAUCCACAACAAUAUCCACAACACUAUGUGAUGGAUUCCUCAUCACUUUGCAUUGCAACACACACACAAACACUCAUGGCUGCCAAACUCACUCUCUCUUCUCCUCUUUCCUUCAAAACUUCUUUUCUGCCAAAAUCACUUCCAAUUUCUCUUGUUUUGUGCUCCCCAAGAACCAAUGUUACUGGUGUUAAAGUUCAUGCUAAAUUAGGUGGUGGAGACGAGGAUGUCAAGAAAGGGGGCAAGAAGAAAUUCAUCACCAGAGAGGAAGAACCACAACAGUAUUGGCAGACAGCAGGAGAAAGGGAGGGUGAAAAUCCUAUGAAGACUCCUCUUCCUUACAUAAUCAUAUUUGGCUGAGAAAGCUACUUCAUAGUGGCAGUUUGAUGAUCCUUAUACAAUUUUAGAUUCAAAACAAAAGGAGAAGAAUCAACAAUGGAUAAGGAUUUUUUUUAAGUUGGAUACGCUGCUGGUUGUUUCAAGAAUAGCAUGUUGUUGAUCGAUGCGUAACAGUUUUUUAACGACCUUACACUGAAACUGAUAACAUGAGAAGCUUGGUAACCCCAUUUGUUGCAUGGAAAAUUAACAAGGGAAUGUUGAAGUCCGAGAUAUUUAAUUCUUUCUGCUUCUUUCUUAUCAAACCAGGAAAAGAAAAAGGAAAGAGAUUUGGAUCGAUAGUAUAGUAUAGACCUGCAGUUUUUUCUUA